Helianthus annuus (common sunflower) is the source of this 657-nucleotide messenger RNA. Its product is annotated as protein mono-ADP-ribosyltransferase PARP4-like. The record is from RefSeq and is a predicted model, not a curated record. The coding region runs from base 1 to 657 and encodes 218 amino acids. NCBI's taxonomy places the organism in Eukaryota, Viridiplantae, Streptophyta, Magnoliopsida, Asterales, Asteraceae. The transcript has a single exon.
AUGGAUCAUUCCGAAGGAAUGAAGAAAAGUGUGUUUGGUUGGUCAAUGAAAUGGAAUAACUCAUUACAUAAGACAUUUCAUUUCCUCAAAAUCAUUCCAUCCGCCCCCUAUGUUUUCUUUUUAUUCCAUCCACUCUUACAACCUUCAUUAAGAACAGCACAACCUAGUACCGUUGCCACCAUCCACCACCGAUGCCCACCACUGCCGCCACCACCCGCCACUGUUAUCGGUCACAUCCGCCUCUGCUUCCACCACCGCUCGUCGCCCACCACCGUUGCUGCCACCACCACUCACCGUCGCCGUCGCCGUCACCAACCACCACCGUUGUCGCCACCGCCACCCACCUCCGACGCCCACCACUUUCGCCACCCACCAGUCACUGCCACAUGCCAUCGCCUCCGCCGCCACCAACCACCGCCGCUGCCGUCACCCACCCGCCGUCGUUGCCACCCAUCGCUGCCUCUACCGCCACCAACCACCACUGAUGGUCGCCGCCACCCACCCGUCACCGCCACCCAUCGCCGCUGCCACCACCUAUCAACACCCACAAUCACCGCCACCCAUCGUCGCCACCACCACCUAUCACCACCCACAGUAACCCCCACCGACCACCACCCACCACCAUCACUCACCGCCGUUGUUGGUUGUGUUUUAUAA